UGAAAAAACGUUUUGCCCGUCUCUCUACUCGUACGACAGAUGCCAUGGCCACAUUUUGACCCCAUUAAUUUUCCUUUCUUUCUUCUCCUCCUUCUCCCUGCCUUUCUUGAACCAAGUCAGUCCACGCCCUCUCCCUUCCGGCUCCUCCGCUUCUUCUUAAAACCUCUCCGCCCUAAAAUAUAAGAAAAUAUUUUGCCGAAAACACACAAAAUUCUCGUUAGCCCAUUUGAGAGAAGAUCGAAACACAUGUUCGGAUUGAAGCAUGCCGCGGUGGUUGCAGUCAGCGCAGGAGUUGUUGCGGUGGUUGUUUUGAUCGUAUUAUGGCGAUGGAGUUGUUACAAGAAACGUAAACAAAAUGCUGGCAGCGGCGGCAUGACAACGGCGGCUGCAGCGACGACGGUUGUUAGAACACAGAGCCUGCAGGAUGGAAUUGCAAGGCUUCAUCACCACCAACCAAGCAAGAGCAUGUCGACCGGGAACAACUAUUACCGCCGGGGGGUUUCUGGAAAGCCGCUGUUCAGCUGGGGUAAUCAUCCGACGUCCGUCACGGACGCUGUGGAAAACGGGUGGUCGCGAUUCGGCUUCACAAAUUAUCAAUCUUCCGGUUCGACAAGGUCGAGACUUUUGGGGAUGUGCGUGGCUGGCGAUCAACGAGUUAGGGAGGCAGAGCCGGAGAUAAGCUGGGAAGUGUGUCAAGGAUCAGUCGAUUUCAUGCAGAAAAUUCGACUCAAUCCUGGGUUGAAAAAAGUGCUCAAUUUAAGCGCUUCUAGUUCUGCUUCUGCUGCCGCCUCUGUGAUCAAAACUGCUCUGCCUCUGCCGGGCCCUCCUCUUGGAAACAAUUCCUUCCCGCAAGAAGCUUAUUUUGAGAUCACAAUUUUGAGUUCGCACGACGGCGAAAAAAGUCAGUCGAUUGUUAAGGAAGGAGAGAAGAUUAAAUUGAUUCAGGAGAGAUACGAUGAGAAUUCGAGUUCGGAUUCUUUGGUUCAUGUGAGGAGUAGUAGUGAGAGCAUUAGCAGAAUUGAGGAGUUGAAGAUUAGAGUUAAGGAUGAUAUUCAUCAUGCUAAAAAUGAAGCUGCGUUGCUGUCGAUUGGACUCUCCGUCGGCGGCGCUCUUUCUCUCAAACUGCCGGGAAGUUAUCCGGGAAGCAUCGGAUUCGGCGCCAAUGGCUCUGUCCAUCUUGAUGGGAUUAAACUUGUGUUUGAAUCAGAAAAAGCAGCAUGGGGACAAAGAGACAGAGUGAUUGGAUGCGGGUUUGAUCCCAGACAAAAGAAGGUAUACUUCACUGAGGAAUCAGAGCUUGUGCAUGUGGUUCACUGCAAGUCAGAGGAAUUCGGCACUCCUCUCUAUCCAACCCUAGCAGCAAACACUGACAUUACUGUCCUGGUCAACCUUGGUCAAAGUGCCUUCAAGUUUGCCCCGGCCAAUGCCCAGAGGACAGCUAACCCUUGCUUUGUGGGCCCUCUUGUGAGAUCCUCUGCUGCUGCAUUCUAUGAAGAUAGCAUGGAGCUUUUCUCCAUGGACAGAUCAAUUGACUCCCAGUGGCUCAACAGGUGCACAACCAAGGGCAGCCGAAACCCUAGUCACGAACUGGAGUUUGAUGAGGAAUCUGAUGCUGAUUUGUUUGAGAUUGUCUUGGAGAGUAGUGGAAGAUCCCCACGCACGAUAUCGUAGGAGCUUAUUGACAACAUAUUAGUAAUAUAUCGACACCGAUAUUUACACAGUAUCAACAAUGAUACAAUGUUGAUAUCAUGGUCGAUAUAUAAGGUCACUAACCAGUGCCAUAAAUAUCAGCAAAGAUAGAUUUUAGAAACAGGGUUCAUAUCCUUCUAAAGAUUUUUUCAUUUGUUUACUUUUUGCAGGAGACCAUUUGUUCCCCUUUGUAUAUAUUUCAAGCCUUCUUAUGUUCAAGUUGUAUCUGAGAUUUGAUAUGCCUUGUUUUGAUGAAACUGAAGGUCCUUCUAUAACAAAAGCCAUGUUAAUUCA
Molecule: messenger RNA, 1983 nt
Organism: Malus domestica (apple)
Lineage: Eukaryota; Viridiplantae; Streptophyta; Magnoliopsida; Rosales; Rosaceae
Molecular function (GO): protein binding
Source: RefSeq, a predicted model, not a curated record